UGUAUCUUCAUAAUAAAGUAUAUUGACAUAAUAGAAGCCAAUCACAAUAGUGUUUCAAGAGAUUUCCUUUGAAAGGCAAGAACAUGAGCCAACCGAUGAAAACCGCACGUUGAAGCAGCCAAUGGGAAGUGUCAGUAGUUGUAAGUAGGCGGGCUCUUAUCUCAUCAGGAGGACAGGGCCAAGUAGUAGUUGCAAAGCGGAAAGAAAAUGGCGGCCGUGGCUGCGGAGCCAGGAGCUGCUGCUGCAUCAACAACAACAGCGGGGGACGGGGUGGACUACGAACCCGAGCCAGGAGAGCAUGUGGUCGACCUAGAGGCCCACUCCGUCCCAGAAAUGGAGCUUUGUCACCAACCCGAGGAUGUAGAUGCAGUUCAGGAAUGCAGCCAGGUCCAAAUGGAAAUCAGAAGGCCGGACCUUCAAGCCGCGGGAAAAGCCCUCGCUGCCCAUGCGGUCUGUGAGCGCACCGAGACGGGGGGUUCCUGGGGCCGCUUGGGCACGCAGCCCGUGCAUAUGGACUACAGGUGCACAGAUUACAAGGAAUCCUUCUCGCCGAAUGUGGAGGCUGCAAACGAGGUCAGUGCUCUCGAAUCCAGCCCCUUCCUUCUGCUCCCCAGCUCCAUCCCAGACUCCCAGCCCUCUGUGGUCUUCUUGCAUUCCCUUCCCGCUCAGGUUCCGUCGGAGCCCAAAACUGGACUGUCUCUGGCUGUCGAAUACGACUCCAACCCCGCGUCAAGCCACCCUACCGAUCUGGAGUGUGAACUCAUAGGCUUCACGCAGCCGGACCCGGAGCCCGAACCCGCAACCGAUGCUCCCGGGUCGGAACUCAAAACUCACGAGGAUGCUUUCCAUGACAUCCCGCACCCCUCGGACCACCUAACCUCCCUGUCCGCUGCGGAGGAGACCUCGCUGGGAGAAUCGGUGGGUCAGAGCUGCAUGAGUGACUUUUCUACUGUUUCCAGUAAGGACUCUCCCGAACUUCCAGCGGAGGUGGAUCAGUCGCUCAUCUCAACAGCAGAGGCGCAGGAAAUGCGCUCGCAUCCUCUUCAUCAGCAGAGCUUCAAAACGGACCUUAGCGAGCCCGAAAGGGAGUCGGAGAUGAAAGCCCCGGUUCUGUGUGCGACAGAGCCCGACACGGUCGAGCGCCUGGUGCUCGGCUCCGAGGUUCGAGUCACGCUGGACCACAUCAUCGACGACGCGCUCGUGGUGUCGUUUCGCUUGGGCGAGAAGAUCUUUUCUGGGGUACUCAUGGACCUUUCGAAAAGGUUUGGACCUUAUGGGAUUCCUAUAACCGUGUUCCCCAAAAGAGAGUAUAAGGACAAACCAGAAUCUAUGCAGCUAAAGAAGGAAGCACUCCAGUCAGAGACAGAUAAGGGUGUCACUCAAGGACCUAGUGAUGCCCCCAUUAAGGACCCUGCGGAUGCUCCGGAUGCCCCUCUGAAGGACCCUGCUGAGACUCCUGCAGCGCCCCAACCCCGUCCCGACCCUCAACCUAACCCAUGGACCUCAAAACCACCUCCUUUGUUUCAGGAGGGGGCCCCUUAUCCACCUCCACUGUUCAUCAGGGACACCUACAACCAGUCGUUACCUCAGCCUCUACCACGCAAAAUCAAGCGGCCCAAGCGUAGGCUGUAUAGAGAGGAGCCCACUUCUAUAAUGAAUGCCAUCAAGCUCCGACCAAGACAAGUUCUGUGUGAUAAAUGUAAAGGGGCUGUGGUGCAAGGGGACAAGCGUGAGACACGCAGAGGCCCCAUUUCAGACUGCCGAAGUGACGAUGCCAAAAGACGUCGUAAUGACAGCGCAACGGCAGCCACUGGUAAGCGGCCACGUAGUGAUCCACGUUCUGAAGAGAAGGGUCGUGGUACUGAUGGGCCCAAACGGCAGGGUUCGGCAGUACGAGUGUCGUCGGCCACUGCCUCUUCUCUGGGCCAUAGUCAGGUCAAAGGUGCAGCUGCAGGGAACAAAAUGGUUAAGGGGGUGUCUACUACAACCACAUCCUCGGCCAACUCUCGAGUGCAGCUCAAUGCCAAAAAAGUGCUUCAGAGCAAAAAUGUUGACCACUCCAAAGCACGAGAGGUGCUGAAGAUGGCCAAGGCUCAGAGAAGACAGAGAGAGACAGUCACAGGCAGUAGCGGGAACACCAAGGCCAUAACUAGGGCCGCUGCCCUCCAGGAAGCCCACCAAAAGGUCCACUUCACCAGGCGACUGCAGCAGAUCAGUGGAGGAGGUCCAGGUUCCAACCCCCUGCCACCCAGGAUGCGCAUCAAGCCCCAAAGGUACCGUAACGAAGAGAACGAUUCUUCCUCAUGUAAGCCGCCUUGCUUGGAGAAAGUGCCGGGAGGGGGCCGUUUAACGCUGCCUAAACCAGCCGUGCCCCACUGCACCUCCACACGCUCCUCCUCCUCCUCCUGCUCUGCAAGCAAAGUCACCACAGCUGUAGAGCCCCAGAGGCCAGAAAAAGCAAUCGAGUCCCUGCUCAGCCAGGCCCAACCCGAGCCCCUCCCAGCCCCGGAAUACAGGGAACCCCAAGCUGAGCCAGAGGAACAGGAGGGGCGGGAGGAAAAGCGGGAGACGCGUGGGAGCAAGGCUGGUAACCUAGUGGUCUACAUGACCCUUAACCCCAGCCAUCCCGACUCCUCUAAUACCUCCAUGUGCAGCAUCGAUAGUGCAGAUGACUUAAAGUCAUCAAACUCUGAGUGUAGCUCUACCGAAACGUUUGAAUUCCCCCCUCCUGGUGAUUUGCGAUCGGCCCCUGCCCCUGGCACAUCCUCCGCUUUUGCCUCUGCAUCCCCCUCUGCUCCUAAGGACGACAAAAAGCGCAGUAAAUCCCUCAAAGCUGCCGUCUUUUCCAAAAACGUCACAAAGUGCGUUGCCCUGGAUGGCAGGACAAUUUGUGUAGGGGACAUUGUUUGGGCCAAAAUCCUUGGCUUCCCUUGGUGGCCCGCCCGCAUCCUAGCCAUCACAGUGAGUCGCAAAGAUAAUGGGCUCUUAGUCAGGCAGGAGGCCCGGGUCUCUUGGUUUGGGUCACCCACCACUUCCUUCCUGGCCAUUACUCAACUUGCCCCAUUUCUAGAAAACUUCCAGUCUCGCUUUGACAAGAAGAGAAAGGGCCUCUAUCGUAAAGCCAUCACUGAGGCCGCCAAGGCUGCCAAACAGCUCACACCCGAGGUCAGAGCCUUGCUAACUCAGUUUGAGACGUGAGGUGGUAUUGCCUCGAUAAGGUAGGCAAAACAGGCACUCGAGUUGGCCCUGUACCCAUUCUGACACCUCUCAAACUUCGCUGUACCCAGUCAGCUUCCAGAAUGAAACACAGAAAAACGUCAGCCAGGCAACCAGGACUAAUUUAUUUUCAUUGAGAAAGCAAGAGAAGGUGAUUGAAUU
Molecule: messenger RNA, 3378 nt
Organism: Cyprinus carpio (common carp)
Lineage: Eukaryota; Metazoa; Chordata; Actinopteri; Cypriniformes; Cyprinidae
Gene: pwwp2a
Product: PWWP domain-containing protein 2A
Cellular component (GO): nucleus
Molecular function (GO): histone binding; chromatin binding
Source: RefSeq, a predicted model, not a curated record